GGGGCGGAGCGCGGCGGCACCGACCGAAAUUGCUCGGCUCGGCACGGCAGGACACGGUACGGCACUGCACGGCUCGGCACGGCUCAGUUCGGUACGGCACUGCACGGCUCGGCACGGCGCUGCAGAACUCGGGCCACGCUGCCAUGGGAGGCUGCGGCACGCGGGCAUGGCCGGAGCUGCUGGUGCUGCUGGGCAGCGCGUGGCUGUGGGUGGGCAGUGCCCAGCCCACCCCCCCGGGCCCCACGCAGCCCCCCGGGCCCCAGCUGAGGUUCCGCCUGGCCGGGUACCCCCGCAAGCACAACGAGGGCCGCGUGGAGGUCUUCUACAACGACGAGUGGGGCACCGUCUGCGACGACGACUUCACGCUGGGCAACGCGCACGUGCUGUGCCGGCACCUCGGCUUCGUGGGCGCCGCCGGCUGGGCCCACAGCGCCAAGUACGGCAAAGGAGUCGGGCGGAUCUGGCUGGACAAUGUGAACUGUGCUGGAAACGAGAAGGACAUCAGGGACUGCAAACACCGGGGCUGGGGGAACAGCGACUGCAGCCACGAGGAGGAUGCAGGUGUGGUCUGCAAGGAUGAACGCAUUCCAGGCUUCAAGGACUCCAACGUCAUCGAGACCGAGCAGAGCCACAUGGAGGAGGUGCGGCUGCGGCCGGUGGUGCACGGGGGGCGGCGGCAGCAGCUGCCGGUGACAGAGGGCAUCGUGGAGGUGCGCUACAAGGACAGCUGGGCACAGAUCUGCGACCAGGGCUGGGACAGCCACAACAGCCGCGUCGUCUGCGGCAUGAUGGGCUUCCCGGCAGAGAAGAAAGUCAACAGGAACUUCUACAGGCUGGCCUCCAAAUCUCAGCCUAAACAAAAGCGCAGGGAGGACGUAGGGCCCAAGAAGAGGCUCUUCACAGAGCGGCAGCAGCUCAACUACCGCCUGCACUCGGUGUCCUGCACGGGGACAGAGGUGCACCUGUCCAUGUGCUCCUUCGAGUUCUACCGGGGCAACUCCUCGGCAGCCUGUGGCUCCGGCAUGCCCGCCGUGGUCAGCUGCGUGCCCGGGCCCCUCUUCAACACUGGCGGUGCCCACAAGAAGAAACAGCGCCAGCAGCAGCAGCAGCAGGGCCAGCCCCGGAUCCGGCUGAAGGGCGGCGCCAGGGUCGGCGAGGGCCGCGUUGAGGUGCUCAGGAGCAGCGAGUGGGGCACCAUCUGUGACGACCGCUGGAACCUGCAGUCGGCCAGCGUCGUGUGCCGCGAGCUGGGCUUCGGCAGCGCCAAGGAGGCCCUCACCGGGGCGCGCAUGGGGCAAGGGACGGGCCCCAUCCACCUGAACGAGGUGCAGUGCCGGGGCACCGAGAAGUCCCUGUGGAGCUGCCCCUACAGGAACAUCACACAGGAGGACUGCAAGCACACGGAGGACGCGGCUGUUCGCUGCAACGUCCCCUACAUGGGCUACGAGAACCUGAUUCGGCUGAGCGGGGGCCGGAGCCGCUUCGAGGGGCGGGUCGAGGUGGCGGUGGGGGCUGGCGACGGGGACCAGCCCCGCUGGGGUCUGGUCUGCGGCGAAGGCUGGGGUACGCUCGAGGCGAUGGUGGCCUGUCGCCAGCUGGGUCUGGGAUUCGCUAACCACGGCUUACAAAUCCGCCUGGCCGGCGGGAGGACAGAGUUUGAGGGCCGCGUGGAGGUGAAGCGAGGCAGUAAGUGGGGAACGGUCUGCAGCGAUGGCUGGACCACCAAGGAGGCCAUGGUGGCCUGUCGUCAGCUCGGCCUGGGCUACUCCCUGCAUGCUGUGACGGAGACGUGGUACUGGGACGCCAGCAACGUGACAGAGAUGGUCAUGAGCGGGGUGAAGUGCGCCGGCCACGAGAUGUCCCUGAGCCACUGCCAGCACCACGGCGCCAGCCUGAGCUGCAGGAACACGGGCACGCGCUUCGCUGCGGGCGUCAUCUGCUCCGAGACCGCCUCCGACCUGCUGCUGCACGCGCCGCUGGUGCAGGAGACGGCGUACAUCGAGGACCGGCCGCUGCACAUGCUGUACUGCGCCGCCGAGGAAAACUGCCUGGCCAGCUCGGCCCGCCUGGCCAACUGGCCCUACGGCCACCGCCGCCUGCUCCGCUUCUCCUCCCAGAUCCACAACCGCGGCCGCGCCGACUUCCGCCCCAAGGCCGGCCGCCACUCCUGGGUCUGGCACGAGUGCCACCGGCACUACCACAGCAUGGACAUCUUCACCCACUACGACAUCCUGACCCCCAAUGGCACCAAGGUGGCCGAGGGACACAAGGCCAGCUUCUGCCUGGAGGACACUGAGUGCGAGGAAGACGUGGCCAAGAGGUACGAGUGUGCCAACUUUGGGGAGCAGGGCAUCACUGUGGGCUGCUGGGACCUGUACCGGCACGACAUCGACUGCCAGUGGAUCGACAUCACCGACGUCAAGCCAGGCAACUACAUCCUACAGGUCGUGAUCAACCCCAACUUCGAGGUGGCAGAAAGUGACUUCACCAACAAUGCCAUGAAGUGCAACUGCAAGUACGACGGGCACCGCAUCUGGGUGCACAGCUGCCACAUCGGAGAUGCGCUCAGCGAGGAGGCCAACAAGCGGUUUGAGCAGUACCCAGGUCAGCUCAACAACCAGAUUUCAUAGGGCCCCGGGCCUGGGGAGACAGGCAUCUCCCUCCCUCACCCCGUACUGGUGGGAGGAAGCCGCUGGAAGACCGGCAGGGAGGCCUGAUGCCCAGUGCUGCUGCCACUGUGUCCUGCCGGGGACUGCCCAGGACUCGCCACCUCGGGGGGGCUGGUGCUGGAGGCACUGACCCCUGCACCUCCCAGCCUGGGGCUGUCACCCCAACCACUGGCCAGAAGAGCGUGCCCACAUCCCCUGGGCUGCGGCACACGGGUACAGUCCGGGAGGUCCUGCACCCCCCAUCCCUCCCAUCCCAGCUGCACCCCAACUUCCCACUGCCCCCUUCAGCCCUGGUUCCUCUCACCCCACAGCUCGCCCCCUCAGCUGGCCCCAGGGCCCACCACCCACACAGGAGCUCCUGGUCCCCCCAGGAUGGUGCAGGUGUCUCUGCCCACAGCGCUGCCCAGGGGUGGCUCCUACCCCGUCUCUCAGUUGUAAUUUUAUUUCCUCUAUAAAGUUAUAAGUU
Molecule: messenger RNA, 3135 nt
Organism: Onychostruthus taczanowskii (white-rumped snowfinch)
Lineage: Eukaryota; Metazoa; Chordata; Aves; Passeriformes; Passeridae
Gene: LOXL3
Product: lysyl oxidase like 3
Exons: 16
Coding region: 144-2630 (828 amino acids)
Biological process (GO): peptidyl-lysine oxidation; inflammatory response
Cellular component (GO): membrane
Molecular function (GO): protein-lysine 6-oxidase activity; copper ion binding
Source: RefSeq, a predicted model, not a curated record